Molecule: messenger RNA, 1127 nt
Organism: Manis javanica (Malayan pangolin)
Lineage: Eukaryota; Metazoa; Chordata; Mammalia; Pholidota; Manidae
Gene: MUC21
Product: mucin 21, cell surface associated
Source: RefSeq, a predicted model, not a curated record
CACCAUUGCACGGAAGAAGCUUAAAGAAUCCAGGCUUCUGGCCUCCCACCCCAAGAACACACACUCAGGAGACCCAAGCUCCUGGGAGCUGUAUCUCUUCACCUUGAGCUCUCCUUUCUCAAGAAUCCUGUUCUUUGCCUUCUAGGUCUUGGCCACAUCUGGGAUCCAGGCAUCUUGCUUUCCAGCCACAAAGAGGCAGAUCAAAAUGCAGAAAGGAAACAUUCACCUUAAGUACUGGUUACUAUUGCAUCUCCUACUUUUAGAGACUGGUAUAACCCUCAGUAAUAACACAUCUGCCAGCACUGGAUCCAGCAUGAUAUUCAGUGGGACCAGCACAACCUCUGACCCUGGACCCAGCGCAUUCCCCAGUGAGACCAGCACAGCCUGUGACCCUGGACCCAGCAUGUGCCCCAGUGGGAUCAGCACAGCCUGUGACCCUGGCCCCAGCAUGUACCCCAGUGGGACCAGCACAGCCUCUGACCCUGGACCCAGCAUGUCCCCCAGUACUGGCUCUGGUGCAAUGACAGGAGGCUCUGUACCUUUCUCAACGGGAACACACACAACUUCCAACAGAAUUAGCACUACUAAUGCUACUAUUGCAGUGAAUGGAGCGAAGCCCAGUGGGUCCCUGAAGCCAUGGGAAAUCUUCCUCAUCACUCUUGUCUCAAUUGUAGUGGUCAUGGGGUUCUCUGCCGGGCUCUUCUUCUGUGUGAGAAACUUCCUGUCCCUGAGAAACAUCUUUGACAUGACUGUCUACCACCCCCAUGGCCCCAACUUUGGCCUGGGCCCUGGAGGGAACCAUGGAGUCAACCAUAGGCCAAGGUGGAGCCCUAACUCUUUCUGGAGGAGACCAGAAUCCUCAGUAGACAUGGAGAUGAGGAGAUACAAUGGGCCCUGAGCAUCCGCUGAAACCAGAGUACCACAGUCUUGGUGGAAGAAGCCAACCUGGGAGACUAGAAACCUGAGUGUCCUCUCAUUCAUCCCCAGGAGUCCCCUCUCAGCUUUGUCUGGGACUCUGACAGCCUCAGGGAAGACAGUGCCUCCAACUCUCUAUUACCAGACACUGGAAAGAGGAGACUGUAUUGGCCAUUUAGUUAAGAAUAAACAUAGUCAAAAUAUAUGACUGA